GUGGUGCCUUGCAAAGCUCCUCCCACCGCUCGCGCUCUGACUCGCAGCCGUUGCCUAGGAGCGCCGGAGAGCGCAGUCAUGUUCCCCAAAGGGAAAAGCGCGGCGGUGCCGUCGGACGGUCAAGCACGGGAAAAGUUGGCGUUAUAUGUCUAUGAGUACCUGUUACACGUUGGGGCUCAGAAAUCAGCACAGACCUUCUUAUCAGAGAUCAGAUGGGAGAAGAACAUAACGCUGGGGGAACCUCCAGGCUUUCUCCACUCGUGGUGGUGCGUGUUUUGGGACCUCUAUUGCGCUGCGCCAGAAAGAAGGGACAACUGCGAACACUCCAGCGAAGCCAAGGCUUUCCAUGACUAUAGUGCAGCAGCAGCUCCGAGCCCUGUUCUGGGCAACCUGCCACCCGGAGAUGGCAUGCCAGGCGGGCCUAUGCCCCCCGGAUUCUUCCAGGGUCCAACCGGCUCCCAGGCUUCGCCUCACUCACAGCCUCCACCUAACGCUAACAUGAUGGGAGCUCACGGACAGCCGUUCAUGUCCCCACGUUACGCAGGAGGACCUCGACCGCCCAUCAGGAUGACUAACCAGGUCGGUCAGCCUCCCGGGGGACAGCCUUUACCUCCGAAUGUAAUAGACCCCACACGACCUCCAGGACAUCCGAAUCUGGGCCCCAUGCAGAGGAUGAACAUGCCCCGAGGGAUGGCACCCAUGGGACCCGGACCACAGUCCGAUCCCUGGUUAUCGUUGCAGAACUACGGUGGUGGGAUGAGACCUCCGAACUCAAUGGGCCCCAACAUGCCUGGAGUCAACAUGGGACCAGGAACCGGUCGACCGUGGCCAAAUCCCAAUAACACCAACACGAUCCCGUAUUCCUCCUCAUCUCCGGGCACAUAUGUGGGUCCACCAGGAGGCUCAGGAGGAGGCUGUCCACCAGGAACUCCCAUCAUGCCAAGUCCAGCAGAUUCGACUAAUUCUGGUGAUAAUCUCUACACAAUGAUCAACUCAGUGCCACCAGGAGGGAACAGGUCCAGCUUCCCGCUAGGUCCAGACGGCCCCAUGGGAGGGAUGGAGCCUCACCACAUGAACGGCUCGUUAGGCUCAGGAGAUAUAGACGGACUCCCGAAGAAUUCUCCCAAUAACCUGAGCAGUCUGAGUAACGCGCCCGGGACGCCACGGGACGACAGUGACCUAGGAGGGAACUUCCUGCACACUUUCCAAAACGAGAACUAUUCCCCAACGAUGACCAUGAGCGUGUGAUCAGCGUCAGCGUGUCCUCGCUCGCGGCGGCAAAACCAACACACCAAGAACUCCGCACGCAGCCAGAGAGCGACUUCAGACUCACCGCGGCGAGACGUCCAUCAGAUAAACAGCCCUGACGUCCAGCGUGACGCCUCCGACAUCAUCGCUCGUCUCAGCUGAGCGCUUCUCUUUUCUACAGUCAUGUUUUCACCUUCGUUUUUUAAAUUAUUAUUAUUACUAUGAUGAUUAUUAUUAUUAUUAUCACAUCAUCUUUUAUCAGAAAGUCAGAAGACAUGUAGCUCAUGAUGCUGGAACUUUGACGGAACACGUUUUAGGACCGGCGUAGUGGGAAAAAAAAUGAAACGAAAGAAGUGGACAGAACUUUCUCAGUCACAUUCCUGUAGAUCUUCAGCUGCGGCUUCGUCCACGGCAGAUCCUCCACACGGGACAGUCACAGGACCAUCGGGAAAUCUUUACUUCCUUUAUUUAGGGUUUUUUUUUGCCAACUCUACACACACACACACACACACUCACUGACUUUAUGUCGUUUUAUGUUUUCGAUUUUUACAGCAGUUAUCGACUUUUAUAGUCCUUUCCUAUUCGGUAUGCAAUUCGACUCGACUAUUUAUUUUGAAAUCUCAGCGUCUUUAGGUAAAGAUGGACGACGUGACGUUUUUACAAUCUUUACUUUCCCUGCUGCUCGCUAACGAGUUAUCUAACGUGCAUCCGCAGUCUAUAAUCGCUGGUUCUCGAUCAGGUCUCGUCUCAGAUUCCCCGGGUCUUUUCCUCCGCGUUCAGGAUAACGUGACUCGCCUUUGUUUUGUAUCUCAAGCACAAAGCAGGCUUCGGCACCGCUAAAGCUCUGAAAACCUCACUUCCUGUCUGGGAUUUUUAUUUUUAAUCAUUUGUGGCUGAUUUUCUCACGUUCUUGUAAUCAGACUGUUAAAUUUUUUUCCCCCACUUUAACCCUUUCCUGCUGCUUCAUGACACAAUCAAGGAGAAAAACUUUCAUUUUUAUUAAUAAGAAUUCAAAUCUUUUUAUUUCCAUAAAUGGAAAUUUAAAAAAUGAUGUGAUCUGAAUCUGGACCAGUAAAAAAAUUAAUUAAUUUAAAAAAUAAAUAAAUAAAAAUUGACUAAAAAUACAUUUACAGAUUUUUUUUAUUAGUUAAAAUUACAUUUCAGACCUAAAACAGUUUCCUAUAAAAAUUGCAAAUUUUCUGUAAUUAUUCUCAUUUAUCUACUACUUUAUUUCCUCUGAGAAUAAAUUAUUAUUAUUAUUAUUAUUAUUAUUAAAUUCUCGUUCUACACACAUUUCCUCGUCUCAAGCUCGUCUCGCUCUACUGGCAGAUCAGUUUACUCAUUUUAAGCAAAAAGUCUUUCUAAAAAGAUGGAAAUAAUCAAACAGAAUAAGAAAAUUGAUGAAAUAUUUUCCACACUUGUUUAUAAAUCUGUAUAUACUUUUUAAAAAAUCCUUGAUUUCUAUGAUUUCUCCAGAACCAGAAGUGUAAGGACGUUUCCGUCGCUAUGACGACCUUCUCCUCACGUCGUUUAUUCCUCUUUAACUACAAAAAAACACAUUUGUUUAUUCAACAACACAAUACUUUUUAUCCGUUUAUGGUUAAGUUUUAAGGUUCUGGAACGUCUCCACCAGAGGAACGAGUUCUCGCUCAGCGUCACGGUCUCUCCGUCACCAGCUUCUCCAUUAAAAAAAAAUAAAACUCCUCCGUCACGAGGACGUCCGAAAAAAACCAAGUAACGGCUUCACCUCCGACGCUGGAGACUCCUUCCAGAAAAAAAAAAACGUUAAAUAAACUCCUCCUCCUUCUUACAGAACACGCCCCCCUUAUCGACCUUUAGUCUUGUUACUAUGGAAACGAACGAGUGCAUGAAUAUAAAGCUGAUGUUAUGGGAGAUUAAGCUACACCUCUUCCUCCUCCUCUGACCAAUCAGAA
Messenger RNA from Hemibagrus wyckioides, 3182 nucleotides. It is a transcript of the gene ssbp3a, whose product is annotated as single stranded DNA binding protein 3a. NCBI's taxonomy places the organism in Eukaryota, Metazoa, Chordata, Actinopteri, Siluriformes, Bagridae. The coding region runs from base 79 to 1248 and encodes 389 amino acids. Gene Ontology annotation, cellular component: nucleus. The record is from RefSeq and is a predicted model, not a curated record. The transcript is spliced from 18 exons. Gene Ontology annotation, biological process: positive regulation of transcription by RNA polymerase II. Gene Ontology annotation, molecular function: protein binding; single-stranded DNA binding.